Fomitiporia mediterranea MF3/22 is the source of this 546-nucleotide messenger RNA. RefSeq lists its product as uncharacterized. The record is from RefSeq and is a predicted model, not a curated record. The transcript has 5 exons. Lineage: Eukaryota; Fungi; Basidiomycota; Agaricomycetes; Hymenochaetales; Hymenochaetaceae. Bases 1 to 546 code for a protein of 181 amino acids.
AUGACCCAGUCUGUCACCUUUAUUCCACCUGUUCGUCCUCAGCCUGCCCGUCUCGCCAUCGCAUUCCAGGAGACUCGAAGACGCGACGUGCACCGCUCGGUCAACGUAUUUCCUUGGCAGAAUGUGAAAAUGCCCUGUCAUGGGUUUGUUGUCGGAACUGAUUGGGCGAUGACAACGUUCGAUAAUCGCAGAGAUGAUCAAUUUUCCGAUUCAAAACGUUUACAAACGAUAAACGAAGAGACGGAAGUGCGGUUCAUCCAUCCUUACGACUCACAAGAGUAUACAAGACAUCGCGUGGACUUCAAUGUCUUGGAAGAGAUCCGCCAGUUGAAUAUGCAUAGACGCGAAGGAUUUAUGAAGAGGUUUCUGUCGUUUAUCGGCUUGCUCGUGGUGUUUGCGAUUGUCGUGGAAAACUAUUUGGAUACCUUUAGUCGAAAAAUCACCAUUGGGCAAUUGAGCUUUGGUAUUGGUGUCAUUUCGACUGCUGUGUCGCGCAAGUUAAUCUUCACGUACCGCCUGUUUGGCACGGACACUUCGUAUGAAUAA